AUGGGCUGCGGCGCCAGCACCAAGGUGACCCCGGGGGCGCCCGAGAGGGUCCCGGGCGGGCAGGAGCGCGAGGGCCGCGGCAGCUCCGGGGGCCCCGGGCCCGAGGCGGUGGCCGAGGCGGCUCGCAGGAUGCAGGUGGCCCGCUUCCGCGCCCACUUCCACCCCCGCGUCCUGGCCAGAUACGACAUCAAGGCUCUUAUUGGGACAGGCAAUUUCAGCAAGGUUGUCAGGGUGGAGCAGAAGACCACCAAGAAACCUUUUGCAAUAAAAGUGGUGGAAACCAGAGUGAGGGAAGGCCGAGAAGCGUGUGAUUCAGAGCUCACCAUCCUGAGGCGGGUGAGCCACCAGUACAUUGUUCAGCUCGUGGAGAUCUUUGAGGCCCAGGAUCGAGUUUACAUGGUGAUGGAGUUGGCUACUGGAGGAGAGCUCUUUGACCGACUCAUGACUCAGGGAUCUUUUACAGAGCACGAUGCUGUCAGAAUUCUCCAGAUGGUUGCUGAUGGUAUCAGGUAUCUGCAUGCAUUGCGAAUAACCCACAGGGACCUAAAACCUGAAAAUCUCUUAUAUUAUCAUCCGGGUGCCGAGUCAAAGAUUUUAAUCACAGAUUUUGGUUUGGCACAUUCUGGGAACAAAAGUGGAGACUGGACAAUGAAGACACUCUGUGGGACCCCAGAGUAUGUAGCCCCUGAGAUUUUGCUAAGGAAACCUUAUACCAGUGCAGUGGACAUGUGGGCUCUUGGUGUAAUCACGUAUGUUUUACUUAGUGGAGUCCUGCCUUUUGAUGAUGAAAGCCAUACAAGACUUUACAGGAAGAUUCUGAAAGGCAAAUAUAAUUAUACGGGAGAGCCUUGGCCAAAUAUUUCCCACUUGGCGAAGGACUUUAUAGACAAACUACUUAUUUUGGAGGCUAGUCAUCGCAUGUCAGCCGGGCAGGCCCUGGAUCAUCCCUGGGUGAUCACCAGGGCUGCAGGGUCUUCCAUGAAGAAUCUUCAGAGGGUCAUAUCCAGGAACCUCAUGCGGAGGGCAUCUCCCCACUCUCAGAGUCCUGGAUCUGCACAGUCUUCUAAGUCACGUUCUUAUCACAAAUCAAAGCAUAUGUGGAACAUGAGAAACUUAAGAGUAGAAGAAUCACAACUGUCUGCACUUUUGUGA
Molecule: messenger RNA, 1152 nt
Organism: Nyctereutes procyonoides (raccoon dog)
Lineage: Eukaryota; Metazoa; Chordata; Mammalia; Carnivora; Canidae
Gene: PSKH2
Product: protein serine kinase H2
Exons: 3
Coding region: 1-1152 (383 amino acids)
Biological process (GO): protein phosphorylation
Molecular function (GO): protein kinase activity; ATP binding
Source: RefSeq, a predicted model, not a curated record